Schistosoma guineensis is the source of this 620-nucleotide messenger RNA. NCBI's taxonomy places the organism in Eukaryota, Metazoa, Platyhelminthes, Trematoda, Strigeidida, Schistosomatidae. The record is from the annotation of a GenBank genome assembly.
AUGCCCAACUUCGAGACCAACAGACAGGAUUCCGUAAGGAUCGAUCGUGUACAGAUCAAAUCGCAACACUACGGAUCAUUGUGGAACAAUCGAUUGGAUGGAAUUCAUCACUCUACAUCAACUUCAUUGACUACGAGGAAGCAUUUGAUAGCGUGGACAGGACAACACUACGGCGUACCUGAGAAGAUAGUCAAUAUCAUACGGAAUUCCUAUGAUGGAUUAAACUGCAAAACUGUGCAUGGAAGACAGUUGACAAACUCUUUCGAAGUAAAGACCGGUGUCAGGCAAGGUUGCUUACUCUCACCCUUUCUCUUUCUCCUGGUGAUCGACUGGAUCAUGAAAACGUCAACUUCUGAAGGGAAGCACGGGAUACAAUGGGCAUCUAGGAUGCAGUCGGACGAUCUAGACUUCGCAGAUUAUCUGGCUCUUCUAUCGCAAAGGCAACAACAAAUGAAAGAAAAUACGACCAGUGUAGCGUCAGACUCAGCAACAGGUCUCAAUAUACACAAAGGGAAGAGCAAAAUUCUCCGAUACAACACGGCAUGCACCAAUCCAAUUACAAUUGACGGAGAAGAUUUGGAAGAUGUAAAAACCUUGACAUAUUCGGGCAGCAUCAUUAA